Gamsiella multidivaricata is the source of this 1259-nucleotide messenger RNA. Its product is annotated as Fcf2 pre-rRNA processing-domain-containing protein. Gene Ontology annotation, cellular component: nucleolus. Gene Ontology annotation, molecular function: RNA binding. Gene Ontology annotation, biological process: RNA processing. Lineage: Eukaryota; Fungi; Mortierellomycota; Mortierellomycetes; Mortierellales; Mortierellaceae. The coding region runs from base 104 to 1240 and encodes 378 amino acids. The record is from RefSeq and is a predicted model, not a curated record. The transcript is spliced from 2 exons.
UGUAAAACAAGGGACUCCUCAACGCUUUCACCUGCAAAGACACCGCAAUCGUACUCUCGACAACCUUGUAAUCAGCAAGACACUCGCUUUCGACUCGCCCCCAAUGGUUACUACGCGCAACAGAAGCAGAAAGGGCCUUACAUCGCCCGAACCACUGGAGCUGUCCUUGCCAACCCGGGCACGCCGCACUCGACAAACCAAGACCAAGGCCGAUUUCGCCUUAGAGGAAGAAGAAUCGGAGACUGUCGAGAGCUCAUCACCAACAUCGACAAUAGAAUCCAGUAGUCCACCACGGGAACUAAACGAAGUGUUAUUUGAUGGAAAAAGUGCCGCAGGACUCCAUGAACCGGAGGUGAUAUCGCACAGUAAUAACGUCCAUUUGAAACAGGAAGAGGACACGCACGAUGAAACAGAUCAGGAGGAGUACAGGAACGAUGUUGAAGGAGAGCAAGAGAAUGGGUAUGAGGAUGAGGAAUCCGAAAAGGACCAGGGAUUGGAGGAAGGUGAGGAGUCGGAGGAAGAAGACAGAAUGGGUACAGAAGACUCAAAUGAUGAGGAUCUGGAUCAACUUCUUGUCAAGGCACAGGAAUCAUUCAAGAGAAAAGCCAUGCUUGGGGGGGGAAAGGAAGAACCGCGAUUCAGCUUCCCCAGGCUGGAGACCGGACUAGAUACCAAAAAUGUGUAUAUUAAACAGGAUGGAACGAGGGCCAAGGUCGACAUGAGCACAAUUAUUGUGGUGGAGAAGGGCGCAGCGGGGUCAAACCCCUCCGGUGGCCAAGCAACUCUGGAGACAUGCGAGGUCAACAUGAACGCGCACAACAUUCACAUUAGCAAGAAGCAGAGGAAGGAGGACAGAGAGAAGACAGCAGGAAAGAGCUGGUUCGAUCUUCCUCAGCAGACGCUAACACCGGAGCUGAAGCGUGAUCUCCAGAUACUGAAGCUGCGUAAUGUACUGGAUCCCAAGCGGUUCUAUAAGAGAGAAGAGAAGGGCAAGCCUAAGUUUCCGAAGUACUUCCAGGUGGGCACGAUCAUCGAAGGCAACACGGAGUUCUAUUCGUCUCGUCUGACGAAGAAGGAGCGGGCGACGACGAUCACGGGCGAGGUGAUGAAGGACCUUGCCGGACGCGAUUACUACAAGCGCAAGUUCAACGAGAUCCAGGAGACGAAGCAGAGUGGUGGCAAACGGUUCUACAAGAAGGGCAAUGGCAAGCAGAGCAAGGGCUGGCGAGCAGGCAAAUAAAGAUCUAUUGUCUUAUGUG